AUAUCACCAGCUUUUUGCAAAGCUUGUCCUCAACAUAAUCUCCAAAAUAGAAAGCCUUGUGCACCACUCUAUUGAUAUUAAUAGGUCACUCCCAUUUUCUUACACAUCCAUCUCUUUAUAUUCUGGUUUAUUCUGUGAAGUUGGUAAUUCUUGAAAUAUUGAUAUAUAUUCAAAAUGGUAAAAGACAAAAUUCAGAUCAAGAAAAUUGAUAACGCAACAGCAAGGCAAGUCACUUUUUCAAAGAGAAGAAGAGGGCUUUUCAAGAAAGCUGAAGAACUUUCAGUUUUAUGUGAUGCUGAUGUUGCUCUCAUCAUUUUCUCUUCUACUGGAAAACUCUUUGACUAUUCUAGCUCCAGCAUGAAAGAAAUUCUUGAAAGGCAUAAUUUGCUCUCGAAGAAUCUGCAGAAAUUGGAGCAGCCUUCUCUUGAGCUGCAGCUGGUAGAGAACAGCGAUUACGCUAGAUUAACCAAGGAAAUUUCUCAGAAAAGCCAUCAACUGAGGCAAAUGAGGGGAGAAGAGCUUCAAGGAUUAAGUGUUGAGCAGUUGCAACAAUUGGAGAGGUCUCUUGAAGCUGGAUUGAGCCGCGUCAUUGAGAACAAGGGUGACAAAAUAAUGAAAGAGAUCAACCAGCUUCAAGUAAAGGGCAUGCAACUAAUGGAGGAGAAUGAAAGAUUGAAACAGCAGGUGAUGGAAAUAUCGAACAACAGCAGCAAACAUCCAGCAAUUGUAGUAGCAGUUGGAUCAGAAAACAUAUAUUACGAGGAACGUCAAUCCUCUGAGUCCGUCAAUAAUGCAUGUAACUCUACUAGUCCCCCACCUCUAGAGGACCACAGCUCCGAUACUUCUCUAAAGCUCGGGUUGCCUUACCCAGGUUGAAGGGAAAGGCAAAGUUAGCUAACAGUUAAAAGCAAAGAUCAACAUCUUCUGUGUGCAAUGUGGCUAACUACUGAAAUGUGGAAUGUAAAAGCUAACUCAAGAAAUGUGUAUGUGUGACUACCAACUAUUGACAACAGUUGGAAAUUGAAAUUAUGUCAUUGUAAUAUCACUUUUUCUUUGUGAAUGUAUAUAUCUUCGUCUCUCAAAUUUUUUAA
Nicotiana tabacum (common tobacco) is the source of this 1091-nucleotide messenger RNA. Its product is annotated as MADS-box protein JOINTLESS. Gene Ontology annotation, biological process: positive regulation of transcription by RNA polymerase II. Gene Ontology annotation, cellular component: nucleus. NCBI's taxonomy places the organism in Eukaryota, Viridiplantae, Streptophyta, Magnoliopsida, Solanales, Solanaceae. The record is from RefSeq and is a predicted model, not a curated record. Gene Ontology annotation, molecular function: RNA polymerase II transcription regulatory region sequence-specific DNA binding; protein dimerization activity; DNA-binding transcription factor activity.